Molecule: messenger RNA, 2939 nt
Organism: Cryphonectria parasitica EP155
Lineage: Eukaryota; Fungi; Ascomycota; Sordariomycetes; Diaporthales; Cryphonectriaceae
Exons: 6
Coding region: 255-2720 (821 amino acids)
Biological process (GO): double-strand break repair via homologous recombination; mitotic G2 DNA damage checkpoint signaling
Cellular component (GO): Mre11 complex
Molecular function (GO): protein binding; damaged DNA binding
Source: RefSeq, a predicted model, not a curated record
CCAACCAUCACGAUCCAGAUCUUUCCGUCUCUGCGUCAAGGUGCAUCUAAUCUCCAUCGUUGUACCAGGAAGCACAUAUCAGAAGGUGUUUCAGAACUCCUGGGUCUUUCGGUAUCUGCUUGCUCUGGAUCAUGUCUUCCCCAAGAGAGAGAGUGUAUCAUCAAUGAGCUAAGCCACAUCUCACGCCCCUCACGCCUCUCUCAAGUCCUCCCUCUUCCUCACUGCGGCUGCGACAACAAAAAGUCUCGCCAAAAAUGUGGCUCCUUGAGACUGACGGUAACGCCUUCGGAGGCAAGAAGCUUUGGCUGCGCCCAGGGAAGCGGUAUCUAUUUGGCAGGACCCCCAUGGAAGCUGGCCAGAUUUGCAUUCCGCACAAGACCAUUUCAAGAAAGCACCUUACCAUCGAGAUUGCCGAGGUCCUCCAGGGACAAGGUGCGGAUCCUCGAAGCCGCUCUACCGUCACUCUUGAGGAUCUCAAGACAAAGCUCGGGACACAGAUCAAUGGGAGGUCGAUCAAAGGCGAGCAGUUGAUCUUGAGUGAGGAUAACAACACAAUCAAGCUGGGGGACUGUGACGACCUGUUCCGUAUCAAGUGGAAUCCUGUCGUCAUCAGCUUCUCACUGUCCAAGGCCGAGAUCGAGCAAGGCGCCAUGGCUCUCAUACAAGAGACGCUCGAGCCCAUUGAUAUCAAGUAUACUACCGACAAUCGCCUGGUGGACGUAACAUAUGUUGUCAGCAAGAGGCGGAAUACAUCAAGAGUACUUCAGGCUCUCAUCAAUGGACAGCUCGUUGUCAACCAGACCUUCACAGAUGCGAUUGCUCACGCUGUUCAACCGGAACUCAACGACAGCAACGGUGCCGAGACAUGCCGGCUGGAAAAGGAUUUCGAGGGCAACUGGCCGGAUGCGACCAAGUACUUGCCGCCCAGAACUGAUGGUCCCGGCGCUGAUCAGCCAGACGCGGCUUUCGCACCUGAUGAGCGAAGAAAGGAAAUCUUUGACGGGUACACCUUUGUCUUUUACGAGCGCAAGCGCUAUGAGGAACUGCUUCCGGUCCUCACGAGUGCAAAAGGAAAAGCCCUCCUGAGAGAGGUUUUUCCAGGGAAGACAGAUAUAAACGAUUUCAUUCGCUAUGUGAAAGGGAUUGCUGGAGAGAAGGGCUUGGGCGAGUUUGAAGACGGUAGCGAAGGGAGAGGAGUGGUUGUCGUGAGAUAUGUGCCACCUGGGGAGGAUGCAGACGCAGGGUGGUUCCUGAGCUUUUACAACCAGGUGGCACUUCGGCUGGAUCACCGGCCCAUUGAAUCGCGCGACCUGCUCCCUGCCAUACUUGAUGUCGAGCCUGCGCAGUUGAGAAGGCCUCUUGAGGUGGAAUCCACUCCUCGGGAGUCAGAUAAUGCCAUGAACAUUGACAACCCCCCAGAGGAUGCCACAGUAGUCGAGUCGUCCCCGCCUCCGCCACCACGACCUGCUCGGAGGGGUCGCCAACGACCUGCACCCAAAAGCAGAUUCAAGAGUUUCAAUGUCGAUCCGGACAGUGACAAUGAUGACGGGCCAGCAGAGAUUCAACAACAACAACCACAAUCAAACGCUCCUGUGCGGGAAGAAUCGCAGGGCAUGUUCAUGACGCAGCCAGACGAUGUCAGCGGUCCCCUACAACCAUUAGCGACGGCAUUGGCCUCGCAGCGAAAGCGCCAUGCCACAGAGCGCGAUAUCAUGGAAGAGGUGGCGCCGACAGCUGCACGGAUCAAACGGUUGCGCUUGGAAGGGGGUGAGGAUCCUCUGCCGGCAGUAGAAACGACCGCUCCAACAGCCGAGGCGCAAGAGUCUCCACCUCGUAGAGGAGGCAAGACCAAGACCCAGGCGACAGUCAAGACCACAAAGGGUCGCAAAUCCAAGAAGACUGCCGAGGAGUCUGGUGACGAGCUUCUCGACCAGUUCAUCCAAGCCGGUCAGGAAGAAGAAGCGCAGAGACAGGCCGAGGAUGAGCUUCUCCGCCGCCAGCUCAACGAGGGCGAGAUUGACUUCAGGGAUAUUAGAGAUUCCAUGACAGUGCAGCCCAUAGAGAUCAGACGACGACAGGGCCAGGACGCCGAAGAGGAAAGGAGAUGGGACCCGAGAUGGAACGGGCUCAAGAACUUUAAAAAAUUCCGGAAGCAGGGAGACAGGCAAGUCCGUCCGCAGGCCAAAGUUAUCAUCUCACUCGAGCCCGUCAGGAUGAAGGAGUACGGUAUUGGUGACGACUACUGGCUGCAGAAUCCGCAGAAGCAGCAGAAGAAGGGCAACACACAGAGCCAGCGCGUCUCACAGAGGCAGGGUGAGACCCAAGCCAGGACCACCAGAGGUCAGGUGGGCAGUGCAACUCAACAGAGCGUAGUGAUUGGCAGCGACAGUGAGGCGGAGGAGGAGGAUACUGGAGUGAACGACGUUGAUGCGUCCUCCUUACCGGACGUGAUGGAGAUGGAGUCUGCCAGGCCGGCCCGGUCACGAAAGGGCAAGGCAGCUUCGCGGGCGGGGACACAACAAAGCCAGAUGGGCCGGAAGCAGACGCGUGCGUCCACGCAGGCGGCUACGGGCAAGCGAGCGGCGCUGGAAGCACCCGCCGCGGAGAAGCCGGCCAAGAGGCGUGCGAGCCGGGUGACCAGGACCACACAGCAAGACAGCGAUGAGGACGAGGACAGUGAGGACGGGGGUCUGAGCUUCAGGUUUGGCAAGCGCAAGUAGACAGACCCUCCCCAAAGACACGAUCGUGCGGGGCGCAUCUCGCAAAGAGGGAGGUUGGAGGGAGCGAACUUCUCUGGCUCUCAAAAGGGAUAGUGGGUAUCUUCUUGCUUCAGUCAACCGUAGCCGUACAGGUGGCCUCUAUCUGAAUACCUAUCGUUAGCUGGUGCUGUGUAGCUUAGCGUCUAUGAUGCAUAUAUCUAAAAUCUAUUGACCACCAUG